Messenger RNA from Peromyscus californicus insignis, 1074 nucleotides. RefSeq names its product putative proline-rich protein 21. The record is from RefSeq and is a predicted model, not a curated record. Lineage: Eukaryota; Metazoa; Chordata; Mammalia; Rodentia; Cricetidae. The transcript has a single exon. Bases 1 to 1074 code for a protein of 357 amino acids.
AUGGUAGAAGCUAUUUCCCAGUGUCUUCACCCCAUCAUCUUCACCCCAUCAUCGUCACCCCAGCAUCGUCACCCCAUCAUCGUCACCCCAUCAUCGUCACCCCAGCAUCUUCACCCCAUCAUCGUCACCCCAUCAUCGUCACCCCAGCAUCUUCACCCCAGCAUCUUCACCCCAGCAUCUUCACCCCAGCAUCGUCACCCCAGCAUCUUCACCCCAUCAUCGUCACCCCAGCAUCGUCACCCCAUCAUCUUCACCCCAUCAUCGUCACCCCAUCAUCGUCACCCCAUCAUCGUCACCCCAUCAUCUUCACCCCAGCAUCGUCACCCCAUCAUCUUCACCCCAGCAUCGUCACCCCAUCAUCUUCACCCCAGCAUCGUCACCCCAGCAUCGUCACCCCAGCAUCUUCACCCCAGCAUCGUCACCCCAUCAUCUUCACCCCAGCAUCGUCACCCCAGCAUCGUCACCCCAGCAUCGUCACCCCCAGCAUCUUCACCCCAUCAUCUUCACCCCAUCAUCUUCACCCCAGCAUCGUCACCCCAGCAUCGUCACCCCCAGCAUCUUCACCCCAGCAUCUUCACCCCAUCAUCUUCACCCCAUCAUCUUCACCCCAUCAUCUUCACCCCAUCAUCUUCACCCCAUCAUCUUCACCCCAGCAUCUUCACCCCAGCAUCUUCACCCCAGCAUCGUCACCCCAUCAUCUUCACCCCAGCAUCGUCACCCCAGCAUCUUCACCCCAGCAUCGUCACCCCAUCAUCUUCACCGCAGCAUCUUCACCCCAGCAUCGUCACCCCAUCAUCGUCACCCCAUCAUCUUCACCCCAGCGUCUUCACCCCAGCAUCGUCACCCCAGCAUCGUCACCCCAUCAUCUUCACCCCCAGCAUCGUCACCCCAGCAUCGUCACCCCCAGCAUCUUCACCCCCAGCAUCUUCACCCCCAGCAUCUUCACCCCAUCAUCUUCAUGUUCAGCUGCUUCAUUUCUGUAACCACCAGACCAUAGGUAACAGUGCAACUCUGCUCUUAGUGCGAAGCACUUCCUUUAAGACUUACAAUGACACACUGAGAACUGUGCUCUGA